Messenger RNA from Pomacea canaliculata, 6585 nucleotides. RefSeq lists its product as uncharacterized. Gene Ontology annotation, molecular function: protein binding. Gene Ontology annotation, cellular component: mitochondrion. The record is from RefSeq and is a predicted model, not a curated record. The coding region runs from base 49 to 3090 and encodes 1013 amino acids. The transcript is spliced from 5 exons. Lineage: Eukaryota; Metazoa; Mollusca; Gastropoda; Architaenioglossa; Ampullariidae.
UGUUUGGGACUUUGUGACCUAGCAGACGACGUCCUCGCGCAAGACAAAAUGGCUCCAGCCGACAGCACGAGGGUUGUCAUUUGUAUUAUAGCGCUUGCAAGCGUUGGGCUGGCAUUUCUUCUUUUGAGGAAGUAUAGAAGACCUAAAAGGCCAAAUAGAUCAAGGGUUGCAGAAACAUCAGAUGGAUGUCAGGAAGAAACACUAACCAAACAAUCAGCAUCAGGAAGUGAAAACACACAAACAUACAGUGGUCGUGGGGAUAGUAGGCAAGGAGGCAAUGCAGUGACAUCAUCUCAGAAACUGUUAGCCUCAGAAAAAUGCAGUCUUUCCACCUCUGGCACUGCCAUUGACACAGAAACAAAAGAGGAGCCAUUUGAAGUUCAAGACGUGUCAACGUCAACUGGUGAUACAACAACAGAAGAAUUCGUGACAGUCAAAGAAGCAAGCCCUGCAUCAUCUACUGUAGCUUGUGUAGAAACAAAAGAGGAACUGCUGGUCAGCAAAGAAUCACAGCUUAAGGGUGAAGGCAGUUUUAUAAAUGUGGAUAGCCAAAUUGCAAAGUCAGUAGAAUCAGAGAACUAUGUGCCUGGGUUGUUGCCAGCAGGGCAGGGAACUGAAGUGUCUGGUAGCGCAGAAGAGAAUGUGUCUGGUCCUACAUCAGAAGAGAACGCAUUUGGUCCAACAGCAGAAAGUGGUGGCAAUGAAGACUUGCCAAACGAUUUUACUGAAGAAGACCAGGAUGCUGACACUGAUUCUGAGUUGGGCACUGGAGAUGAGGCCGUUGAAAGUGACAGACCAGCAGCUGUUGUUGCUAAUGAAGACAAGGAUUCUCUGCAAUCAAAUGAUGUCACCAAUAGUGACGCUCAGUCUUUUGAGCGAAUUAGCAGCUACAACGAAGUGACAUCUCUGGGGGAAAGCGGACAGAAUGAACCAGGAAAUAACGGUCAGCUUCCAACAGACACUGGUUCAACGUUUCCAGCCUUCAUAAUUGAUGCUGUAAGCCGUCCUUUCAACAUUGAAAAUGCUGGAGCUGAUGAUGAGACUGUCAGUUCUUUGUCGUUUGGUCCAGUAGACAGCAGCAAAAAUGUUACACCUGCUUCAGAAGUUGAAGAAGAAGAAACUGAUGUGACAUUAAAUGAUGGGAACCAUGACACCGAGGAAAUUCAAGAGAUCCAAGAAAGUGAUUAUAGCAUGCCAUCAUCUUUUGAGCCGUUGUCCUUGGCACUUGAAGGUCAAAGGUCUGUUUCAUUUGGGCCUGCCAGCUCUAGCAUUGAGGUCAUCCAGUCUGCAGACUUUGCUGGAGAUCAGAUGAGCCAUACUGUCAGUGACCUUGGAAGCAAGACAACAAGUGCAUCAGUGGAUCAUACCUCAUUUUCUGAAGGUCCACAGGAGAAGCUUGGCAACUUAUUAGAAAGCACUGAGAUUAUAGAAGCUUCUCUCAAUAAUGCAGUCAUGGCGGAUGCACCUGAAACAACAGCUGCUUUGCUGAACAGUGAAACUUAUUGCUGUGUGUCACAAGACUCUACAAGAGCUGACAACUCUAUGACCAGCAUUGAAGUCAUUCAGCCUCCAUCAUUGGAUGUAAAUGGUGCCGACACCCUAGAUAAAUUGCCUUUUCUUAAAAUGGUUUCUUCAGAUGCUUUUUCAAAUGUACAAGAGACAAGUGUUGAAGGUGCAGAUAAUUCUAGGUCCAGUGUUGAGGUCAUCCAGAAAUCAGCAUCAGAGUCUGACAGUGCUGACGAGAUACGAUCAGCUUCUGCUGACGCAAGAAGUAAGAUGUCGUCCCCAUCAAACGAGAGUUUCCAGUCUCUGGAGCAGUUUGAUGGAAGCACAACAAGUGGGAGCAGGCAAGACUUCUUCAGUCUCUCCAAUUCUCCUGAACUAGGAGGGGAAACAUUACUGGAUAGUAUUUCUUCUAAUGACCAAAGAGAAGAGAAGAAAAGACUGGGAUCUCAGUCUGACAGCACAAGCUUUGACAUGGAUUUGGACUUUUCAACAGCCACAGAAUCUCCACCCGAGCGAACACCAACCAAUACACCCACAUGGGAAAUAGCUGCUGAAAACCCUGCAGAUGAUGUACAGCAGUCUUUGGAAAGCUCUUCUGAUGGGGUCAUGGAUGGAAAAGAGCAAGAACCUCAGAAUUUUGAUGCCAAGACUCCGACAACACAGCUAACACAGAAACCUCAGUGGAUGCUGGGCAUCGACAAAAACAAGAUCACGGAGGCCAUUGAGAAGGCACAGUCACACCCUGACAAGAUGGAGAUAGGACAGCUGCAGAUUUUAGUGGAGAUGCUGAAGCAGGAGGAUAUGAUCAUGGACGUGCUAGACACAGCUGUCCAAUGCAUCAUCAGAGUAUCAGCCUUCACAACCAAUGUGGAGGUCCUACGGGUGUGCCAGUGUCCCUUGCAGCUGACACAUUUGUUGCAAAAGUUUGCACCAUCUGUGAGCAAGGGUCAAGGAUCUAAGGACGAGAAACUGCUGUUAAAUAUUGCUCGUGCCAUCAACAAUCUGGCUAUGGACCUGAAAAGUCAAUCACAGCUAGAGGGCAGCAUCCCAGUCCUGACAAACUUGCUGCUGACAGAGGGAAUCUCAGAGGAUAUGACCAUUGCCUCCUUGCAGCCAUUGACUAACCUGUCGACAACAGCAGCUUACCAUAAGCACUACACCAGCAUUGUGCAACAGCUGUAUGCAUUUCUAGACACCAGCCACAAUACUGCCCUCAGGCUUCAGUGCCUCAAGGUGCUGGUCAACCUUUCUCUCAACGGUGACAUCGUUCCACACUUGCUGGCUGCCAAGGCACCUGAAUGCUUGUUGGAACUGCUGGAUGUCAAUUCAGGCUAUGACCUCCUCCUACGCGCUGUGACCUUUCUCGCUAAUAUCAUGUCCAUCAUGAUAGAGAAAGAAUUAACAGCAUCAAGCCUUCCCCCUGAUCACAAAGCUCCCUCACCAGAGACUCUUUACUCAGCUUUGUUUGCCUUGGACACUCGAGAUGUGUUACGUAACAAGGUGUUUCGUCUUACAAGGCAUCAGUCACAAGAUGUCACCUAUCAAGCAACACGGCUGUACAAUUGCAUCACUACUUUAAAAUAAGUUGUUUGACAACUGUGAUGGAAAAAGACAAAAAUUGUUUUGCCAAGAGAUUGCAAAUGGCUAUGGCUGUAGAUUAUAGGUCAUAACGAUAGGCAAAAUUGAAAUAAAUUCCGUAGUUGUUACUUUUGUGAUCACUUCCCAGAAAAACAGUUCCAAAUUUCAAACAGUCUUUGUUAGCAUGUCCUAGCAGUCUGCCAAAUCCUGGACAUGCCAUCCAUUUAAAUUGUUACUUUGUCAGCCACUGUUUUUAUCUGUUAGCAUGAUAAGCUGCACAUAGUUGAGUAAGUCUCUACUUGAGCAUACAGCCAGUUUCAUCCUUUAUUUGUCACAUCUGAAAGGGUGGCAAGAAGUCCAAGAAAUACAAAUAGCCAAAGCAGUGACUAAUGCACCAUAGCAUUUAUAAAAAAAAAUGUGAUAUGUGCUUUCUUUCAUCCGUCCACCUUAGUAAUCUCAGAAGAGUACUUAAAAAAGCAUUGCUUUAAUACUAGUUCCUUAAUUUUUGAUUUGCAAAAAAGUGGUAUUUCACCUGAACUGUGUGGAAUCUGUAAAAUGGUCAUUUAUGUGGCAAAUGAUGUAAACUUGAGUUUGUUAAAUAUAAAUUAUGUAUGUCAAGGUAAGUCUCAAGUUCUCUUUUUAAAGUUCCAUUGUGAUUUACACCCUACUUUGGACAACAUCUAUUUAUUUACAUUAAAGUGCAUUUCCUGAAAAGACAAGUAGCCUAACUGCUUAGGAAAUCCCAUUGUGGUAUUUUUUUGAAAGCUGUUAUGAAAUCCUGUUUUGCUGCAUAGUGCUGGACAUUUUUGUUUUAAAGCAGGUUUGGCAGUCUGUCUUUUGCUGUUUGCUGUAGAAGAGAUUGCAGUGAAGAUUAAAUUAUAAAAUCAUAGUAUGUUUGACUAGUUUUCCUGUUCUGAUGAGAACACUAUAAUUUAAAAGUGAUUUCUUGCUGCUACCAUUACAUCACGUCAUGAAAAUCAGAUUUAACAAACUUCAGUUGUUAAAAACAUGCCUUAAUUUGAAUGAAGACGUUCGACUUGUUUUCAGAAUGUAGAAUGUUUUCUUACUGCGUGGUCUCUACUUCAGUGCUGUUGGCAAGUUCAAAUGUGCAGAUAAUGUCCCGUGUUUUAGGGAGCAUAAGGGUUUGCUUGGUCCUGUCUAUAAACUUCCUUAGAAUAGGCUACAUUCGUCUCCUGCAAUUUAUAACUCUAGUUUUUGCUUUUUUUCUUGGCCAGUUUCUCUGAAGCAUCAGUCAUGUUAUUCAUCCCGGCUUUAAAAGGCUUUGCUUUCCUGACUUGUAAAAUUCCUAAAAUUUCGAAAAGUUCUUGUUAGGUAGAUCAAAGGACGAACGUUACAAAAUGUAUUUGUAACAUAAAAUGUGUUUUUCUUGGCUUUGGACUGCAGUGAUAAUUGGAUGCUGGAAUUUGCUGGCAAGUGUUUUUUUUUUUCUGUUUAUUAUUUUUAAAAAAUUGGUUGCUUUUGUCAAGAUAUUAACAUUUAUGCCAAAAUGCUAUGAACAGAGACAGAGAGUGGGCAGCUGAGUUUCAAACAGCUCUCUGCACCUCUCCUGCAGGUGAUAAUCUGUUAAGGCUAGUCAUGGCACCCUUCAUAGCUGAUUAAUUUGUAUUUGACACUUUUUUUAAUGUAUUUUUAGAUUAUGGAGUAGCUCCAGAUCAUAGUGGUGAGGAUUUUAUCCAUUCGAAGGCAAGUAUGAUAGCUUUAUAAUUUCUCUUGUUUUUCUGUGUUCGAUAUGUUCUAAUGCUGUAAAUGCUUAGUUAAAAUUCUUGCACUAGAAAAAAUUGAUGUAUUGUGAACAGUUUCUUUUGGAAUUCAUUAUUUAUAUAAAACUGUAAAUAAAAACAAUUCGCGUAUUUCAACUGGUAACUUGUAGUGUUUGUGCUUUCAAAGUAUGAAUGAAUCAGUUUCAUAUUUUGGAUAUUAAGAGAUUACAAAAUGAUAGAGGUAGGAAAGAAAUCCACUGGCUUGGAGAGAUUAGUGCCAUAUAGGCAAAGUGUGUACCUGUUAUAGACCUAAUCAAACUUACUUCUUGCACUUCAUUAUAUUGACAGAGAGUGAGAGCUUCUAAAGCACUUAAAAUCAAGUGAAACCAUACUUUUUAAGAAAAAUGGCUUGUAAUUAACCAUCGUUGCUGCUUUGUAAUUCAGCUUCUAGCAACAUCUUAUUUCUGGAUGUGAAGACUAGACUUUGCCAUCUGGUACAUCUUGGUUUUGCCUCUUGACAUCAUCCAUAAAGGUUUGACUCACAUUUCAUCCCCUUUUUUUAAAAUGUUUAAAGACUGUUGACUCACUUUGAAUAUUUAUAGUCUUUUUGACAAGUCCUUUAAAAACAAGAAUCUUGUGCAUUGUUUACCAGUCUAUAUUGUGUUGGUGUCAGCUUCACUGGAGAGACAGAAUGGUCCACAGAAAAAUGAUACAAUAUCAUUUAUUGUGUAGGUAACUAUUGCUUUGAUUUGAAUAUUAGCAGUUAUUAUGGAUGAUUCUGUUUUCUAUAGUAAUAUCAAUGACUGAUGUCACACAAGAAACCAAAGACAUGCAUUUUUUUGGUCUCAUUUUUAUUGUUAUGUACGUUUUUAAUCAAAACUAUCAAAUUCACAGCAUUUCAACCAGAGUUGCUGAACAUUUUUACACUUGCUGUUUGAAUUUAAAUAAUGUAUACCUUUUGUAAUGUACAGUAAUUUUUGGUUUUCUCUACAUUUUUAUGGCAUUUGCCAUUUCAUGAAGAUGAUAAUGUUAAAGUCUUAUAAGGCACAGGUCUCCAUCAUAAAGCUAUGCCUUGUGCACUGGGAAAAAAUUGGGGAAAUCAAAAUGACCGGACAGAACAAAGUGUAAGGUGUAAUGAGGAAAGAGGAUGGUGCCUGGCUAAUGGGUUUGACGGUUGGGCUAAUUGUCGAACGAAAAGUUUGUACAGUGCAGUAUUGACUAUUUGUCUCCUUAAAAUAUCCUUCUAGGAUUGAUAAUCAGAGUUCUUUACUGUUUGGUACUUUGUCCUUCAGUACCAUAGACUGAGCUCCAUGGUUCAGGUUACCAGGCUACCUGUUACCCCACAUCCAUACUCCCUUCCCCAGCCCUUUAAAAAAAAAAAUUGAAUUUUGAACUAUAAAACCAGUGUUUCAAGCCAUUUAAAAAGGUCAGCCCACUCCAUUUUGCAUUAAGCUGAAGGAAAUAUUUCAAUGGCAGUGUGUCCAGGAUUAUGGUUCUAUGCAUGUAGCAGGGAAUAAGCACCUACGAUUUGUGGAGUGAAAACGUCAACUGUAGUUGUGCAUGUGGAAAAACUGUACAGUAACAUUUUAUUGCUAAAAUUUGUCAUUUCAUGAUUGUUGAAUACUACAGGGAUUAAAUGUUUUCAAGUUAAGAUUUGUGAUUGCUGCCUUCAACAGACCUGUGCUCAGUGCAUAAAGCUGUGAUGUUAUCAGAACUGUUGCAGGAGACUGUUAACUUCUAUAAAAAGUUUGCUUUUGAAAUAAAUGUGAUAAGGCUUGAA